AAAUCAUUGAGAAACACUGACUGUCCAACUUACAGUAAUCUUAGAUGUCAAUCAAAGUCUGAAGCAUGCGCACUUGUGGCUUCUUUUUCCAAGAAACCGCGCAAAGAUCAGCCAGGCGUUAAGUUCUCCUUAGUUAACAAGCUAGCAGCAGAACACCUUGAACAGGCGGCCAAUAGGACAUGCAAGCACAACCAGUCCCAGGGCAGUAAACCACCACCAUGCCAACAACCGAGAGACGAAACUCCGAGCGUAUCUUGCUGUGUGUCACUGUGUCUGUUGUGCUUCUAUUUGUGGUGUUAACGACAGUGUUUAUUGCACUACAAGGAAGACAAGCAAUUGCACAGUCCGCCAGGAUGGACGAACUAGAAGGAUCGAUUCGUCGCCUAUCUCGGCGCGUUGACGUGCUAGAGAAGGAACUCCUUACAGCUCGCGACCAUCCAUCGAGGGACGAGGGUGGGAGAGGUGAUGCUAACACGGAGACGAGACGCAAGGACAUCUCCACUGAUCCUACCGCGAGGAAGAGAAGACAGUUUUCAUCGUACUGUCCCUGUGUGCAAGGACCCCCUGGACCCCCUGGUCCCCCCGGUAAGCAGGGCCCCCCCGGAUCUAAAGGUGACAAGGGAGAUACAGGAUCCAAAGGUAAACACUCUAAUACCCCCCAUGGAAAUCCCCCAUGA
Molecule: messenger RNA, 677 nt
Organism: Nematostella vectensis (starlet sea anemone)
Lineage: Eukaryota; Metazoa; Cnidaria; Anthozoa; Actiniaria; Edwardsiidae
Product: collagen alpha-1(XXVI) chain-like
Exons: 3
Coding region: 219-677 (152 amino acids)
Source: RefSeq, a predicted model, not a curated record